AUGGCCACUGAGGUAAGUUAUUUGGCCAGACUCAUGAACGGUGGUGACUCAAAUGAGUCAGCAUCAAUCGGGAAAUCAACGUCCCCGAUCACAAGGGAUUUUCUUGGUGGGUGUUCUACGCUUGACUCUAAAGAGUUGGACCUCGAUUUGCAAGUACCCUCUGGCUGGGAAAAACGUCUCGACCUAAAGUCAGGAAAUGUAUAUCUCCAGAGGUACAAUUCGUUAAACGCAUCCUCCUCAGAAAGUAAGCGUCAAGACCUCAAUUUUCCUCCAGUGUCAUUGAACCCUUUCGAUGACGCCGCCUUAGACUUAAAGCUCGUACUGUCAUCCUCAACUUCUGUGAAAUCAUCUAAUUACCAAAGCGUGUGCACUCUAGAUAAAGUGAAAUCCGCGCUCGAGAGAGCGGAGAAAGAAUCCUCGAUGAAGCGGUCCAUGUCAAAGUCAAAAUCAUCAUCGCCGCAUUCAAGUUCCUCGUCCUCUACAAAAGAUAGUGAGAUCGAUCGAGAGGAGAAGUCAUCGGCAUCAUUUGCUGCUGGAUGCCCGAGGUGCUUGCUUUACGUACUAAUCUCGAAGAAUAAUCCUUUAUGUCCUCGAUGCAACUGUGUCGUGCCGUUGUCUGUGGCUGUCAAGAAACCUCGAAUCGACCUUAAUAUAGCUAGUUGA
Messenger RNA from Fraxinus pennsylvanica, 663 nucleotides. Lineage: Eukaryota; Viridiplantae; Streptophyta; Magnoliopsida; Lamiales; Oleaceae. The record is from the annotation of a GenBank genome assembly.